CCCGGAGUGGAGUCCGUCGGUCUCCGGAUUCAGGAAGAGGAAGAGGAGAGAAAAAAGCCAUCAAUAGGAAUAUGGGGAAUAAGCCAGCCAACAGUCCUAAGGGUCAGCCGCCAGACGCCGAUGGACAUUCCUCAGUGUCAGACCUGGCCAACUCGCUCACUGGAGACAUGGUGAUGUUGUCUCCGGGGUCAGAGGAUGAUGACCAUGAAGGUCCAGUGAGUGAGAAACUGGGCAGGAUUCAGUUUUCUUUGGGCUACAGUUUCCAAGACACGACUCUGACGGUGAAGAUACUCAAAGGUCAAGAUCUGCCUGCUAAAGACUUCUCUGGGACCUCCGACCCUUUCGUCAAAAUCUACCUACUGCCUGACAGAAAGCACAAACUCGAGACCAAAGUCAAGAGAAAAAAUCUCAACCCGCACUGGAACGAAACCUUCCUGUUUGAAGGGUUCCCAUAUGAGAAGGUGCGGGAGCGAACGCUGUACCUCCAGGUGCUGGAUUAUGAUCGGUUCAGCCGUAACGACCCAAUCGGAGAGGUUUCCAUUCCUCUGAAUAAAGUGGAGCUUGGACAGCUGAAGUCCUUCUGGAAGGAUCUCAAACCCUGCAGUGACGGCAGCGGAAGUCGUGGUGAUCUGCUGGUGUCUCUUUGUUAUAACCCCACUGCCAACACCAUCACUGUUAACAUCAUAAAAGCUCGCAACCUCAAAGCCAUGGACAUUGGGGGCACCUCAGAUCCCUAUGUAAAAGUAUGGCUAAUGCACAAAGACAAGCGAGUGGAAAAGAAGAAGACAGUGACCAUCAAACGCUGCCUGAACCCCGUUUUUAAUGAAUCCUUCCCCUUUGACGUGCCCGCACAUGUUCUCCGAGAGACCACCAUCAUCAUCACCGUCAUGGAUAAAGAUCGUCUGAGCCGCAAUGAUGUCAUUGGAAAGAUUUACCUGUCAUGGAAGAGUGGUCCUGGUGAGGUCAAACAUUGGAAGGACAUGUUGAGCCGGCCACGUACAAAUGUGGCACAGUGGCACGCUCUCAAAGCCUGAUUCACCCUCUUAUUUUCCCAUUUCCCCCUCCGACCCCAUUUGACCCGAUACCCCGUCCUUAUGCACAAGACUAACUUGCUGCCAGGCGGCACAACACGGGUACUUUUAGCCAUCCACUCUUGUAACCUUUAAGCUUCUGAAUCUCUCCUUCACUUUCAUCUCUUUUUAACCUGGUAACAUGUAGUGCAAAUGUAAUGGAGGUCAAAAAGUAAGUAGGGGUUACAUUGGUGCCGUGACCCAGAUUGGAGUGAAGUUUACGGUGAGCGUAACGAAGACCAGCUAGCAGGAGAUGUGCAAGUAAACCUCACUCCCAUUACCUAAAGAGGUGCUGCAAUAGUGACUGACAAUAGAUCAAUGUCAUUCUGAAGACACCAGUUUGAACCCUGAUUAGAGCACUGCUGGUAGAACCAUGUGGGUCAGAUAGUUAGAGAUGUUCAAGUAAACCUCACUGCCCUCACCUGAGGGGGUACACUAGGGACUGACGUCAGAAGAUGCAGUCUUUAGCGUCCUUGUUAGUGCACCUGCCUCCCAUGCCUGAGACAUCUGUACAAAUCCUAAUUUGAGAGAUGCUAGUAGAACUUGAGGGGCUACACUGGUGCCGUGAUUCAGAUAGCAGUAUGGUUUACAAGGUUGUGUUUAGAGGCCAGAAAGUUGGAAAUGUAAACCUCACUGCCCUCACAUGAAGAGGUAAACUAGGGACUGAUGUCAGAGGAUCCAGUCUUUAGCUUCCUUGUUAUUGAAUCUGUCUCCCAUACCAGAGACACCCAUUAGAAUCCUAAUCCAAGUGGUGCUAGUAGAACCGCAGGGGUUACAUUGUUCCCAUGAUCCAGUUGGGAGUGAGGAUUAAUGUGCAAAUGUUAAAUUUUGCUAGUCAAGGAUUUGCAAGUAAACCUUAAUCCACUAGCCUCAAAUGCAUGAUGCUGCAGUCCUUAGUGCCCUUGUUAGUUCACCUGCGUCCCAUGCAAGAGACUACCAUUCAAAUUCUAAGCUAGUAGAACCAGAAGCAUUUCAUUAGUAUUGUUACCUAAUGAGAGUGAAAUUUUGAAGAUUUAGUAGGAGGUUUGUGAGUAAACAUCACUUCUGUGUUCUCAAGAGACAAACUAGCAAGUGAUCCUUGAGGCUACAGUGAUUACCUUGUUGUAAUGUCCCCACCUCAUGCUGGAAUCCUGAUCAGAGUAGGUUGAGUAGACCUGAUGGGGUUAAAUUGGUGCCAAGAUCCAGAUGGUUUAGGUAGCAAUUGUAACAAUGCAAGUAAUAAAUGAUUUACAAGUAAACCUCACUCUUCUGGCCCCAAGAGGUUCACUAGCAAUCAACACUAUAGGCUGAAGUCUAUACCAUCCAUGUUUGCAUGCCUGCCUCAUAUACUGAAGACACCGGUUUGGGUCCCACUCGGAAUGCAAGUACAGUUCAGGGGGGUUACAUAAAGGCCUGCUUAUUAAUUAACUCUAAUUCAGUUCUUUGAUAUUGUGUACAUUAGCAUUCAUUUAAGGUUUUUGGGAUAACCACUGAAACCAACAAAGCCAUUUAAUGAUGAUCUAAGAGCACUCACAUUACAACUACAUGUUACCAGUAUGUAGUUUCCUUCCUGUUUUGAUUUUUUUUUACCCACAAUUCCCCUGUGUCCUCAGGCUGGAGAGGUUUGACAUCUAUCUGUUGUGUGAAUACAUCACCUCAGCCUCGUCCCUCAUCUCACUGAACCAACCCCAUGUCUAGACCCGCCGACUCAUGGGAGCUCAUUUGGCAGCCUUUAAAUUGGCCACCGGUGAAACGGAUCAAGUCACAGGAACUCUGGGAAUUGUAUUUUCCAGGUCUCAGACAUCCCAUGCGAGUCCAUCGGUCCCGGAGGGCCGCCGUAAUUAAAGCCAUGAGGGGAAACGAGACGCCCUCUUUCCAUUAACAGUCUCUUGUUUUAUUUGGUCUCCAUUUAUAGUUGUUUUUCUCAAAAUCCCUGACCUCUCCAAGCCUUUUUCUGCGUCUUACCCACUUGACCUGAUUUUCCACACCUUUGUUCUCAUUCUAUCUAUCUUUCCUAUCUUUUUUUCUUCUCCUGAGUAAACGCACCGUUUGGUUCAGCUGAUAGCCGCAGACAUUGAAAUCUUACGCCAUCUGGAGACCUAGGGACAGCAAAUAGACUCCACCACCUCUGUCUCUUUUGCUUUUUUCUCUGUGGUUUCUCUUUAUCGCUGGCACAAUAGUAGUGAAGUCCCUCUUUUUCUUGGGAUCCCUUGUCGUCCGUGUGCUGUGAGUGACGUGUUGUAGAUCCAACCAAAAUAUUGUUAAAAAAACAUUAACCACCAAUGGCGGAGGAAAGAUAACUUCCUUGAAGGAUCGUUCCAGGUCUUCUGGGACUUUUGGGAGAUAUUCUAGAUGGAAGAAGAAGAAAAAAACACCUACACAAAAGUAAAACUUGAUGUCAUCUUUUUUUCACGAAAAGAACAUUUGAAGAAACCAAUCAGAAUUGUUCUUCCAGAUUUGCUGUGAAAUAUAGAAGCAAAAAGUUGAUUUUUCGCCACAUGCGCCGGAUAGUUCUCGCCACACUUUGCUCUAGUGAUGUGUUUUUUGUGUACGCUGAUAGGGGCUCAUCUUUUACAGAAACCCUCCUAUUAAUGGAAAAAAAACUUGCCUAUACCUGCGUAUGUGUGCGUAUGCGACUGUGUCAGGUAGAUGAGGAUGAAUCUCAAAGAAACUUGUCCGGGUCAUAUUUUAUCCCAAAGUCAAAAGAAAAAAUUUGCAUUUUGAAAGUUAAGACACAUUUUAUCCCUAAAUAAUAUAUAUUUUGUUAAGUGUACACAUUAAGGUUAUUAAUUCCUGCUACUCUAAAUUAUGAUUCUGCCAUAUGAAUAUUUAACAGUUUAAAUAAUAGGGUAAAAGUGCUUAUUUGUCAAUACAAAUAAAUGGACCUACUUACGUGCUUUGUUUACUUUGUGCAAAAAAUUCCUCGCCUUUGAUUUUGCUGUGAAAUGUG
Messenger RNA from Danio aesculapii, 3999 nucleotides. It is a transcript of the gene syt7a, whose product is annotated as synaptotagmin VIIa. Bases 72 to 1034 code for a protein of 320 amino acids. Gene Ontology annotation, cellular component: axon; synaptic vesicle; membrane. Gene Ontology annotation, molecular function: calcium ion binding; SNARE binding; phosphatidylserine binding. Gene Ontology annotation, biological process: regulation of dopamine secretion; calcium-ion regulated exocytosis; vesicle fusion. The transcript has 7 exons. NCBI's taxonomy places the organism in Eukaryota, Metazoa, Chordata, Actinopteri, Cypriniformes, Danionidae. The record is from RefSeq and is a predicted model, not a curated record.